Molecule: messenger RNA, 1018 nt
Organism: Ilyonectria robusta
Lineage: Eukaryota; Fungi; Ascomycota; Sordariomycetes; Hypocreales; Nectriaceae
Product: Clr5 domain-containing protein
Exons: 2
Coding region: 240-848 (202 amino acids)
Source: RefSeq, a predicted model, not a curated record
AAUCGAUCCCAAAGAAGAGGACAAUAGGAGCAGAAAAAGCAUACAAACCAAGACACAAAAGAACUGACAGUACAUCAUUCUGGUUAAAGUCCAAUGCCCGCCGUGAACACCGUGCUGGUUGUCACUGUUGCUACCGUUGUUCCCGGAUAGACAACACUACGACGCAGCAGAUCAAGACGACACGACAACGCUUUUGUCAAAGCACAUCCCCUGUGAUCAUUCUCUGCCACCGACAAGUUAUGAUGGCUAAGCCGUGGAAUGAUCACCGCCACACCAUUGUGCGCCUGUACAUCAAUGAAGGGAAGACCCUGCAGGAAGUCCGCGCCAUCAUGAAGUCCCAGUACAAGUUUGAGGCCUCGGUCCGUUCCUAUCGCCAGCACUUCGACCAGUGGCGAGUCGGCAAGUACAACUGCAAGAAGCGCAUGCUCCGCCGCCGCCAGUCCCAGGCCAACCGGCCGCUGCUCCCCUCGCCGCCGCGAACUCCCGUCGAGUACGUGUACGCCUCCUCCCCCACGGAGUCCAUCUCGGAGGGCGCCACCGUCGGGGCGUCGUCGCCCGAGUCCAUCGCCUCGACUCGGCGGAGCAGCCAGCACACCCCAGAGCAACGGCCGCUGCCCGACCCGUCGGCGCAGCAGCAUCGCUUCAUGCCGUUCUUCGAAGGCAAUCCCACCCAGGAGCUGCCCCUGCGAGAGAAGACUUCCCCACGCGCCCGGGGCUUGGAUGCCGUGGGACCGGCGCCCACCAACAUCUGGGACGACGAGUUGCAAGUCGUGCUCCGCGACAACGGCAUGGCCGAGGACCUGAUGCCUCCGUUCGUCAAACCUCCCUCUCUCCCAUCCAACCAGUGAACAUGGUCCUCUGACAAGCCCUGUAGCAUUCUCGACGUACAAGGCGUUGAGCGCAAGUACCUGCCUCCCGUGACCUGCCCCGACGCCCCGAGCUGGGACAUGGUUCGUUCGUCAACGGCGCCGAACUACCAGCUCGGCAGCCCGGAUGGCGACUACUACCGGCUCCCGUA